Sorghum bicolor (sorghum) is the source of this 1132-nucleotide messenger RNA. RefSeq names its product RING-H2 finger protein ATL3. The record is from RefSeq and is a predicted model, not a curated record. NCBI's taxonomy places the organism in Eukaryota, Viridiplantae, Streptophyta, Magnoliopsida, Poales, Poaceae. Bases 243 to 947 code for a protein of 234 amino acids. The transcript has a single exon. Gene Ontology annotation, biological process: protein ubiquitination.
UAUUUCUACAAUUUAUCUGUAGUUUAUGAAAUAAAUAUUUUAAGUAUAGUUAAUCUAUGAUUGCCACGGUAGCUAAAGUCAAAAAGUUUUAGCGAACUAAACGAGGCCUAACUCACGUAAGAUCUUCCCGUGCAAGGCUAGCUAUCGCCUCGACCGUACCACCAGUAGGACAUUAUCGCCGCCGCGCCAAGCUCCAUAUAGCCAAAAAGCUCGAUAGCCUUGAGCCUACAGGCCCGGAUCGGAUGUCUGCCGACGACGAGCCUGACAGCUGCUACCGGUGGAGCCGCGACUUCGUUGUCGCGCACGCCAUCUUCGCCAGCGGCUUAGUCACGUUCCCGGUGGCCGUCCUCCUCCUCAUCAACCGGCCGCACACGGGCCGCGCCAUCUUCUUCGCCGCGUUCGCGGCCUUGUGCACCACCAGCAGCCUCAUCCUCUGCCUCCGCUUCUACGCCGAGCUCAGGCGCCCGCCCUGGCCGCGCUGGCUCUCCGUCGCGGCGCCCGGCGGUCUGCAGCAGCAGCAGCAGCAGCAGGAGGAGGACGAGGACGACGACGCUGAUCAGGCGUCAGGUGUCGUCGCCGGGGAAGAAACGACGACGACGCGGGCGACGUCGCACGCCCUCCGCCACCCGGUGGAGCGGCUCGUGAUUCACCGCGCGCGCGCGGAGGUGCAUGCCGCCCUCGCCGCGGGGCGCGUCCCGAGCUACGACUACGUGGGCGACGGCGGCCGGGCCGAGGACUGCGCGGUGUGCCUGGGCGACGUGGAGAAGGGAGAGACGGUGCGCCAGCUGCCGGCGUGCCAGCACGUGUUCCACAGAGACUGCAUCGAUCCGUGGCUGCGAGCGCACGCAACUUGCCCGGUCUGCCGUUCCAGCGUGCUCCCGCCGCCCGACCGGCCGGUGGAGAUCGUUUGGUGGACGUCGGAGCAGUUCAUGAGCAGACCAGGAUGACGACGAUCUUAUCCCCGCGCGCCUGUGAUCACGGGUCGUGUUUGGUUUGCUGGCAAACCCUGGCCAGCGGCCCAGCGCUAAGUUUAGGCUACUUCCAUCCUGGCCAUCAUUUACUUUAGGCUAAUUAGCAAAUAUGUUUGUGUAUUACAACAUGAUAUAUAUAUAUAACUUGUUGCAUAGUGUUA